AUGGUCGUUUCGAUCCUCACCGCGCUCUUUGUUGCCGCUGAGACACAUGAUAAGAUAUACGGGGUCAGUCUUGGAUCGUGGUUAGUUCUCGAAAGUUGGAUGCUGCCUGCAGAAUGGCUCGCCAUGGGUGGUCAGAGCUGCUCAGUCUGCUCGGACUGCAUCGCAACAGAAUUGCAAGAUUUUUGCGCAUACCCGAAUACUGCAGACCAGGCGUUUGCUGCUCAUUGGUCUACGUGGUUUACCCAAGACAAUGUAAACGAGCUCAAAGCAGCUAGCAUCAAUACUGUUCGAAUUCCUCUCGGAUUCUGGAUAGUAGAGGGCUUGGUCGAUCGCAGUGCAGAAUUCUAUCCUCGCGGUGGAAUCAAAUUUUUGGCUCGGGGCCUGAAGUGGCUUCACGAUGCAGGUAUACAAGUAAUCCUUGAUCACCAUGCUCUUCCUGGCGUAGCAGCGGUAAAUCAGAUGUUUGCCGGAAAUUGUACGACCGACCCACAGUUCUACACCCCUCACAAUUAUCACCGCGCUUUGAUAUGGACGGCGGUCAUGGCGUCGCUUACUCACUUACAUCCGAACUUUGCGAGCGUCUUCGCCAUCGAGGCCGUGAACGAGCCGAUUUCGGAUGCUGCGAUGACACCAGGCUUCGGGGACUUUCAGCAUAACUUCGUUAAAACCAUCCGAGCCGUGGAACUCAUUCUCGGUGUCCCCAUAGCAAACACCCAACCUGUCAAUCUCGGCCCCUCAAACACUUCAGGCAUGAACGUGUCCACGGCUAUACCACUUGCAGCCAAAUACGAUACAUCGGGAAUCUUCACACCGGAAAUUGUAAGUGUGCUGAAGGAUGCCGUGCCAAUGUUGCUGGGGAUAGGCAACGAACUGGGUAUGGAUGCGGAUAUAUUGGUGCUGGGUGACUGCGAGCGGUUCGGUGGGCGAUGGUCGGCCAUUGUUACAACUUUCAUGGACGUGAAUUGGCAGACUGACAACCCUCCUAACCCAGCUGAUGCGGCCAUUGGGCCACAAGGAUACGACAACCACCUGUACUACAAUUAUGGAGGCGUGGCGGAUCCCAACCCAGAUGCUUACUUGACCAGUAUCUGCAACCUUAAUCGAGUACAAGCAGACGCUGCUCUCGGAAAUUCACCUUUGUGGUUCGGCGAAUGGGCUAUCACCACUCAAUUCGAUAAUGCGACAGAUGAGUUCCUCCGUAUGUGGGCCGAUGCGCAAAAGCUGGCGUAUAGUAAGGGUGCUGGAUGGAUUUUCUGGAACUUCAAGGUCGAGAUAUCCGAGCUCGCUGGCGAUCUAGCAAGACAAUGGUCUUAUCUCGAAGGGGUGAAACGAGGAUAUUUCACGAAAGAUCCAGCGCAGCUACAUAACCCUCACGUCUGUGACCCCUACAUCAACUCCACUUCAACGAACGCUACUCGGCGCUGGCUGUGA
This is a messenger RNA of Stereum hirsutum FP-91666 SS1, 1431 nucleotides long. Its product is annotated as glycoside hydrolase family 5 protein. Gene Ontology annotation, cellular component: cell surface; extracellular region. The transcript is spliced from 16 exons. The coding region runs from base 1 to 1431 and encodes 476 amino acids. Gene Ontology annotation, molecular function: beta-glucosidase activity. The record is from RefSeq and is a predicted model, not a curated record. Gene Ontology annotation, biological process: glucan catabolic process. Lineage: Eukaryota; Fungi; Basidiomycota; Agaricomycetes; Russulales; Stereaceae.